Messenger RNA from Rhinocladiella mackenziei CBS 650.93, 735 nucleotides. RefSeq lists its product as uncharacterized. Lineage: Eukaryota; Fungi; Ascomycota; Eurotiomycetes; Chaetothyriales; Herpotrichiellaceae. The record is from RefSeq and is a predicted model, not a curated record. Bases 1 to 735 code for a protein of 244 amino acids. Gene Ontology annotation, cellular component: Mis6-Sim4 complex. The transcript is spliced from 2 exons.
AUGGAGGAAAGCUCAAUUACAGCCAUCAAAGCGGCAUUCAUACGGUCUCAAGUGCGCCAACUCUCCGCGCCGCUCGAGUUUUCAACUCAAUGGCAAGACCUUGCCCCCGAGCCCGAGGAAGGCCGACUGAGUGGAAAAGUCAUCCAAGAUGUCGUUUCGAAAGUCAAUGAGAAGAUUAAACAGCACAAUCGCAUGGUCUACUCGCAGCAAUCACAACGUCAUGUUGCUGAACAAAUCGAGACGUUACACUGGAAUCUCGUUUCCGCCGACUCAGAGCGCGCAGAACUCGACACCGUCGUGGUAAGGAAAGACGCCGACCUCAUGGAAACGCCGACCAUUGAAUCCCUCCCGGAAACCUGGGACGAUUUACACCUGCACCCGGACCACGAAGAGGACGCGGGAAAGGCAGAAACGUUCACCGCGCUGCGCAACGAGUUGCUUGAGCUGAGCAAGAGUCGUGAUAUGCUGAAGCGGAGGCUGGCGCAGUAUCGACAUUGGCGAAAGCUGCUGGAGCCGUUAGACGAUCCGCAGUCGAAUGUUCAACCGAAUCUAGUCACACGAGACGGGGAACUGAGUAAAGAGUUAAAUCGCACGAGAGUCUUGCUCGCAAGGGUUACAGGAAGAGUGUCUGAGAUAGGAAAUUCAUCAGAGCCUCGGACGGACACGAGUACGUCACAAACCAAGUUGGCGCAGACAGACCAGCAGAAGUUAGCACGGGUAAUGGAAUUGACUUGA